AUCUAUCCGCGUUCGGCGGCGCGACGCACACGAAGUGGAUGCCGCUAUCAUCGCCAGUGGAUCGACGACGUAGGGAGAGAGUUGGCGCGCGCUGGCAGCAAUCGACGGCGGCAUAUUGCGACGGGAAUUUGCGCGAGGCAGCGAUCGACGCGAGGACGACGGGAUGUCGAGCGGCGCGGACGAGUGCAGGCUGAAGGGCGGUCAUCCCCCGGCAGUCAAGGCGGGCGGCAUGAGGAUAACGCAGCACAAGACGCCGAAGGACGAGCGCGAGGUGAAGCCCAGCAAGGACGUCGAGGAGAGCAGGCCGUCCAGCAGCCCGCCGAAGACGAUAAUGAUCAGCGGUGCCCCGGCCAAGGGGAACGCCGAUUUUCCGCCGGAGGCCGUGCAACACUUCCACGAGAAGCCCACGCCGACGCACGACGCACGGCCGGCGCACUGUUCGCGUCCCAUUAUCAUUCAACAGCCCAGAAAGUGAGCCGUACCUCGGCACCGCGCUGGUGGACCUCGCUCCACAGAGUCACUCGUUGAGUUUACGAGAAAAAAAAGAUUAUAAUUAUGAAAAAAAUAUAUAUGGGAGAUAGGUAUAUAUUAUAUAUAUGUAAGCGUACUUAAACAUUUUUAAAGGGGUUAAAAUUGAAAAGCCACAUGGACUUCACGCGGCAGCGUAUGCGCCGCUCGAUCCUUUAACCAACGAGAACGAUCAAAAUCCUUUUUUUUUUCCCUAACAAAGUACAAGCGAAAUUGUGAAUUUCAAAGAGUGAGAGAGAAGGCAGGGUAAAAUUUGCGAUCGCGGGAGCUGCGAGAUGUCAGCGAGCUGGGUCCACUUCGGGGAGUAAAAGACGGGCAGGACCCGCGUAAUCGAUCGGUUAAAGGACCGAGGAAGGUCAAUUUCUCGUACGCUGAAAUAUUGGAUCGCCUCGCGAGAGAUAUCACUAUAUCGUUGUUAAAAACGACGGAGGAAGAAAGUUUAUUUUUGACGCCACGAGAUUCCUUGUAUCGGCAUUUAAGACUCCGUGCGCACGGGCUUUUGCGAGUACGUCUUCGACUCGUUAUCGCAACGUCUUAUCUCUAUCUUAUCGUUCCUUUUAUACUGUAGACACGUUUGCUAUGAUUACAUUAUUACGAUCGAGUAUUGUUGUAACGCAGUUGCACGAUACUAUUACUAUUUUGGGGACCAGUACGUACUGCGACUCACGAUGGAACUUUCGCAUUUAGUUGGGUUUUCAGCCAUCGGCCUUUUUUUCUCCUUUUUUUUCGUAUCUGCCUGACCAUAAUGUAGAAAUCAGACGCAUCAGUAUGAAUUUCAGGGAAUUGAAACGCUUCGUCAACGUAAAUUAACGUUAACACGAGUUAAUGUUAGCGUACGUUAACGCAAGUUGGGCAUGUAAAUGUCGAGCGAGAUUCGUAGUUGGCGACAGUUUGUAUAACAUUUGAGAGGGAAUAAACAUUCAUAUGUGUACAUAA
Messenger RNA from Vollenhovia emeryi, 1464 nucleotides. RefSeq names its product death-associated protein 1. NCBI's taxonomy places the organism in Eukaryota, Metazoa, Arthropoda, Insecta, Hymenoptera, Formicidae. The record is from RefSeq and is a predicted model, not a curated record. Gene Ontology annotation, biological process: apoptotic signaling pathway; cellular response to amino acid starvation; negative regulation of autophagy. The coding region runs from base 164 to 475 and encodes 103 amino acids. Gene Ontology annotation, molecular function: death domain binding. The transcript has 3 exons.